CUUAUAUAACGAAUCAAAAGUGAACGACUUCUUGAUCUGUUAAACUGAGCCACUAGAACAUUUGAAGCCUUUUCACUCCCGCGGGGGUAAACUGCCUACUUUUGCAUGCUUUUACGUCAAAAAUCGUAACUCUGUUUUUUCUCAAUCAAUCUACAAGCAAAGAGUAUUAAAAUAUGCCUCGGUUUUCAACACUUUUUGCUGGAAUAACGCUUGUUACAGUCCUUACUUAUCAAUCACGUAUAAACUUAAUCAGCAAUACAGCUGAUGUGCAGAAAGAAGUGGAUGAGGUGAAAAACAAAGUAGAUCGCAUGGCGUCUACCGAUGACGACACAAAUCAACCGACGCGGCUUACUCUACGUCGUCCUACCACGGCUGUUGAGAAUGCAAUGGAUGAUGCAACAAAAUACUACAAGAACCGUUUUGUACCUUCAGUGAAAGAAAGUUGGAAUGCACAAGUGCUCUCUGUUACUAGGGCCAUGAUACACUUCAAUCUGCCUGCACGAUGUAAGAGAAUGAUUGUUCAAAAUAUCUUUGGCACAAGCUCCUGACGAUAACAUCAUGGCAAU
This is a messenger RNA of Mycotypha africana, 566 nucleotides long. RefSeq lists its product as uncharacterized. The coding region runs from base 174 to 548 and encodes 124 amino acids. The record is from RefSeq and is a predicted model, not a curated record. Lineage: Eukaryota; Fungi; Mucoromycota; Mucoromycetes; Mucorales; Mycotyphaceae. The transcript is spliced from 2 exons.